UGAAAGAGGAGAAAGAAGCCGCUGUUGACAUCAAAAUCCCCCGCAGCUUUACCCUCGGAGCCCCCGCACAUUCCAACCAACGCCGUCACAAGCAGCAGGGACCCAAUCACCAUGAGCUGCCAUAGCAUCGACCUGCGGAGUCAAUCUUGGAAUGCCAGAAUAUCCGAGGCGAUAAGUCUCCCCUUGCCGGGAACAGGAAGUUGAGGGGUUGCCUGGCCUUCUUGACGCCGUGCGACCUAGCGCCUUCCAAUCCAGCUGUAACACCGACAGCUGAUUGCGAUCGAUUAUAUUAGAGCAACGCAUACUAUCUCAUUUCUAUCAUCAACAAAUAUUGUUAUUAUACUUUUGACCGUGACGGUUUUAUAUAUAAUGGGAGAAAAAUUGCGCGUGGACGAAUGUCCGGGCAAUAAAGACUAUACUAAUGCUGCGGUUGUCAUCGUUGGAGCUGGGAUAUCGGGAAUGUGCAUGGCGAUUGACCUCAUCAAGCGCAACAAAUGCCAUAAUUUUAUUAUCCUCGAGAAGAGCAGCGGUGUUGGUGGGACGUGGCAUGACAACAAGUAUCCCGGGUGCUGCUGUGAUGUGACGAGCAUCCUUUAUAGCUACUCGUUCGAACAGUCCACCAAGUGGUCACGGCAGUUUCCGGGCCAGGAAGAGCUCUUGGUAUAUCUCACCCAGGUUGCUGAAAAGUAUGGGUUGUACAAACAUAUCCGCUUCAACUCGGAGGUCAAAGAGGCCCGAUGGGAUGACAACGAGAUGAAGUGGAAGAUCAGUGUCGAAGUCUCGGGGGAUAAGGACCAUCAAUUCCUGAGCUCCUAUGUCAUGAGCUCGGAUUUCCUCACGUCUGCUGUCGGCCAGUUAAAUUUCCCACGAGAACCCGAAAUUCCUGGACUGAAAGACUUUCGCGGGAAGAUGAUGCAUUCCGCGCGCUGGGAUUGGACAUAUAACUUUGAAAACAAGCGGAUCGCCAUAAUUGGGAAUGGCGCGACAUCUGCACAGAUUGUCCCGGAGGUGGCCAAAGUGGCUUCACACCUUACCGUGUACCAGAGGACCCCCAACUGGGUUAUUCCUCGGCUUGACUCCGCUAUAUCGCCUCUCCAGCAAGCGAUGCUGGCGUACUUUCCUCCACUGCGCAUACGGAAUCGCUCACUUACCAUGGACUUCCGCGAAGAAUUCCACGACAUCAUCCGAGAUUCGCAAUCAGAUGCUGCACAGCUCCUUCACAAGAUUUGCCAUAAUCGCCUAAGAGAACAGCUGCCAAAUAAACCUGAGCUAUGGGAGAAGCUCACACCCAACUAUGCUCUAGGCUGCAAACGAUUGAUCUUGUCAGACGACUACUACCCAGCGCUUAAUCAAGAAAACGUGGACCUAGAGACUCGCCGUAUCUCACGCAUUACAGAGACUGGGAUUGAGUUGGAAGGUGAGAUUCUGCAAGAGCACGAUCUUAUUAUCCUGGCCACUGGAUUUAGGACCGUGGAGUUUAUGUGCCCAAUCCAGAUUCAUGGCUCCAAGGGCCGACCACUUACUGAUAUCUGGAAGGAUGGGGCCUCUGCCCAUCAGGGGGUGACUGUAGAGGACUUACCAAACUUUGGAAUGUUUUAUGGACCCAAUACGAAUCUCGGCCACAGCUCAAUUAUACUCAUGAUCGAGUCACAAUCACGAUACCUCAAUGCCCUGGUAGGAAAAGUGCUCCAGGCCCGUAAACAAGGAAAGACCUUGGUCAUAAAGCCAGAUGUCAAAGCCCUGCAAAAAUACAACCGAGAGCUCCAGGACGCGUUAGCACGAAGCAGUUUCGCAGAUUCGAACUGCAGCAGCUGGUACAAAACCGAGGAAGGCAAGAUCACCAAUAACUGGUCUGGAACCGUGGUCGAUUAUCAGCGCAAGUUAUCGCAGGUUCGCUGGGAGGACUAUGUUAUAGAAGGCACGGCAAAGGAUGCCGUCAAGCCUCGAGAAACAACACACGUCGGACGAGUGCGGGAAGAGACAUACAUCACCAACCGGUCCCUGGCGCUGACAGUGGCGAGCGUGCUCGUGGUUGUUGGCGGGGUUCUGGCCCGUGGUUCCAGUUUGUUGCGAGGUCGUUGAGCUUGCUUUAUCGGAUGUUAUUAAUAGUGUCGCCUGUGGCUAUCAAGGGUUUGAUUUCAACUGUGAUGGUGGAGCCUUAAGGCUGAGGGCGUACACUGACUAAGCCUAAAGAGGCAAGUACCGAGAUACGAAGUUAUGAACAGGAACACAGUCAUCCUUAGUUAGCUUAUUGUUAUUAGGGCACAAUGCUCCCAGACUUCAAUCAAUUAUUAUCUAUUGGAA
This is a messenger RNA of Aspergillus versicolor CBS 583.65, 2304 nucleotides long. Its product is annotated as flavin-containing monooxygenase. The record is from RefSeq and is a predicted model, not a curated record. Gene Ontology annotation, molecular function: NADP binding; N,N-dimethylaniline monooxygenase activity; flavin adenine dinucleotide binding. The coding region runs from base 370 to 2082 and encodes 570 amino acids. NCBI's taxonomy places the organism in Eukaryota, Fungi, Ascomycota, Eurotiomycetes, Eurotiales, Aspergillaceae. The transcript is spliced from 6 exons.